GACCAACUGUGGUAAAUUUCUAACCAAUUAAAGACGAAAGCCUUUUAAUGUCUAAAAAGAUUAAGAAAUAAAUAAUUUAAUGAGAAACAAAACUUCCUAGAACCAUCUGAAGGCUCCAUGAAUCACGUGACACAGGCUGUCAAUAGUUCCAGGAAGUUACUAGUUACGCGUGGAGCUGUGAUGCUAACCCAUUUAUAGACGAAAGCCAUUUAAUGAAUACAAAAUGAAAGAUAUAAAGAAUUAAAAGAGAAAAACAUAACUUCAUGGAAUUAUCUGAAGGCUCCAUGAAUCACGUGAAGCUCCAGCGUUUUGGACCUCUCUCUCUCUCUCUCUCUCUCUCCGGCUCUGUUCAGGACUGAUUAUAUAUUAAAAUAAAACAUAUUAAAAUAAUAGCCUAUACAAAUUCUGACAUGAUGCUAAAUAAAACCUUUAGUGUGAUAUGCAGGGUAUAUAAGGCAAGUUAUCAUCCUUUGACCUUUUCAGGUUGUUUUGUCCAAUGACAAACAGCCUUAAGAACAUUUUGAAACUAAAGAUAUGAUUAUGCUAUUUAGAUAAUGCAUGUUUGUACAGUUAUGGUUUAUAUACACAGUGUUCAAUUGGCGUCAAGUGCCGAUAUUCUGGAUAAAAAGGGGCGGGACAAGACUGUCUGCAUGUCUCCCUUACGUCAAAGAGGCGCGUGUGCGCGCGUGCGGGGAUUCUGAAAGCAGGCACCGACACGCGGGUAUCUUUAUUUUAUCUUUAUGUAAAUAACCCAAAAUGAAAGAAGGAUAUUGGACAUUCAUGAACGGUUAGUCUCUACACCCUUCCGUUAGCCUGUAGAAACCAGAUCGUUGCUCGUUGUCGCACAGGAGGAGGUCUCUUUGUUCAGCGUUUUCUGCAAUAAAAUAAAACAAAAUAAAAUGGACAAUAAGGAGAGCAGGUCGGACGAAGAAUUUGAAUCACCGGAGGAAGAGGAGGUGGAUCCGAGAAUUCAGGGAGAGCUUGAGAAACUCAACCAGUCAACAGAUGACAUCAAUAGAUGUGAAACUGAGCUUGAGGAUGCCAGACAGAAGUUUCGUUCCGUGCUGGUGGAAGCUACACUCAAGCUGGAUGAGCUGGUGAAGAAGAUCGGAAAAGCCGUGGAGGAAUCAAAACCGUAUUGGGAAGCCAGGCAGGUGGCGCGACAGGCUCAGCUGGAAGCACAAAGGUCCACACAGGACUUCCAGAGGGCCGCUGAGGUGCUGCGUGCGGCCAAGGAGACCAUCGCUCUGGCCGAACAGAGGCUGCUGGAGGACGACCAGCGGCAGUUCGACUCGGCGUGGCAGGAGAUGCUCAACCACGCUACGCAGCGGGUGAUGGAGGCGGAACAGAUCAAAUCACGCAGCGAGCUGUUGCACAAAGAGACCGCAGCCAAGUAUACCGCCGCCAUGGGCCGCAUGAAACAGCUUGAGAAGAAACUCAAACGCACCAUCAGCAAGUCGAAGCCCUACUUUGAAAUGAAGGCAAAAUAUUACCUGAAGCUCGAGCAACUGAAGAAAAAUGUAGAUGACCUGCAAGCUAAGCUAACACGAGCUAAAGGGGAAUAUAAAUCUGCCUUGAGGAACCUGGAGAUGAUCUCUGAUGAGAUCCACGAGCGCAGACGUUCCUCAGGCAUGGGGCCGCGGGAGAGAGGCGUCGGUUCAGAGGGUGAAGGCUUCAUUGGUGAAGAUCUCUCUGGCUUCAAAAUUGACUCUGAUGGGAUAUCGAUGGCAUCUGGUUCUUUCGAUGAUGAAAACUGCAGCUCCAGUGCCAUGUCUGAGGAAGACUCGGAGUCCACCGGCAGCUUCAGCUUUGGGACGAAGAGCCCUCUGGAUUUACCUUGUCCCUUCUCUUCCUCUUCUUCCUCAUCAUCUGGCUCUCCGUCCUCCUCGUCCCCAGCCCCCUCCUCUCGUCCCUGCAGCCUGGACCUGCCCAGCAACGUCUCAUUGUCUGACUUCAGUCUGAUGUCCCCGAUCCUGGGCCCUCGCAGCGAAUGCAGCGGAGCUUCUUCCCCUGAGUGCGAUGUAGAGAGAGGUGACCGAGCAGAGGGAGCCGAAGCUGUACUCGACAACAGUCUCGCCAAUAACAACGCCAGCACCAAACCGACCUUCGGCCUUGAUAGUCGCUUUCGUCUGCUCUCUCUAAAACUCGGCCGAACGGCAAGCAGAAAAAACGCUGAUCCUCUCCGUCUGGCCCAGCACUCCUCCACGACCACGAUCCUGCUCGACGGGAUGUGAAGGCCGUAGCCGAUACACCGACAUUGAUGUAUUCAUCCUCAUUGUCUCCUUCGCCAAUGUCACCUCUGUCUCUUCCUCUCACCAUCUAGAACAUACCGCCAACUUUCGGAUUGAUUUUGGCUCGGUCUCAUGAGUGUUUGGACUGUGACACGACGUGCAGAAGAGACACAUCUGCCAUAUGGUAGACACUACAUUUAAUGUGCACAUCCAAGAACGCAUUUAAAAAAAGACACAUUAACUUCCCACUCGUCCUGUUGUCUACAAAGUGAUGAUGUCUGCAGAAGUCGCCGUAGUUAGCACUUGUCUUUACUGGGGAGCUUUUUGAAAUGCAUUAAGAGAUUUAAUAUACUGUCGAUUUGUGCAUUUUUGUCUGUAGUGCCGUAACAGUGUCACGGGUCGGUCGAUAUACACAAUCAUUUGUGUGGCAGUAUAAUGUUACAGCCUUUUCCGGUUAAUGUGUAGCUAGGUCACCUGUGCAUGUUUACGCUGUAGCCUGGACGUGUUAAAAAGAAAAAAGGAUUCAAAAUCUUCCAAGGAGCUUUGAACGUGUGCUGCUUUGCUACAACAAAAAAGAAGCCAACAAGCUGCAUGUCGCAGGUCAGCUUCUCGCAUCGGCACCUGUCACUUUCAUCUCUCACAAGCCAAAUAACACGAGCUUCCCCCACACGACUGGACAUCGUGCAUGUCGACCUGUUCCUCCGUAUAGAGAAUAAUGAGCAAUAUGUGCAGAUUCACAGCAUCUUGAGCUGACGAUAAAACGGAGGAGAACACUUCAGACAAGAGACGAAUAGAUUUACCAAUGGGGAUUAUGGGUAAGAUUUGACUGGUGUCAGUCAUGGUUAAGCACACUGAGAUUAGGAAGAUAUUGAAUGUUCAAGCUUUCGUACAGUAGCCGUUGGAUUUAGAGACGCAGCAUCAGAUCUGGUGUUUGUGUCCGAUGUACUUCACCUUAUCUCCUGUUUGUUGUUGAGGACAAAAUAAGCUCAAACCAGUAUUUUUAGUGAUUUAUGACGUUUGGUCUUUUUGUUGUUUACAAAGCUGGUGUAAUUGUUUUCAAAAUAAAUAAAAUACCUGAUGUAUUGUUCGUAGUCAAGAAGAUGAUCACAAUAAUAAAAUAAAAUGUCUGUUAUGAAAUGCUGUUGGCUACUAUAAAGCAACUUUAAGUUAAAUCUCAGUUUGGCAAUUACAAUAUUUAAGAGGUACUUUAAAUUCUAAGAUCACCUUGCUCUUAUCAUUAAAUGCAAUAAAUGACGAAUCUCUGAGGAUUCAGAAAUAUAAUUGGAUGUUUGAGCAGGUUUGUAGCCAAUAGCACAUAACGCCGUCAAAUCAUGUUUUAGGAAUAUUUUGUAAUAUCAUGCUGAAAGGUUUCUGAUUCAUGUGUUUCUGCUUAAAGGUACAGUUCACCCCAAAAUAAAAUGUCAGUCAUUUAUUCA
Triplophysa dalaica is the source of this 3667-nucleotide messenger RNA. RefSeq names its product SH3-domain binding protein 5b (BTK-associated) (gene sh3bp5b). Gene Ontology annotation, biological process: intracellular signal transduction; negative regulation of protein tyrosine kinase activity. Bases 900 to 2234 code for a protein of 444 amino acids. Gene Ontology annotation, molecular function: protein kinase inhibitor activity. The record is from RefSeq and is a predicted model, not a curated record. The transcript has 9 exons. Gene Ontology annotation, cellular component: cytoplasm. NCBI's taxonomy places the organism in Eukaryota, Metazoa, Chordata, Actinopteri, Cypriniformes, Nemacheilidae.